AUGGACGCUGCAACGGUUGUCUCUAUUAUCCUUGCUAUCGUCUUUACUAUCCUUGCUAUCGUCUCUUUACUUGAUACUGUUGCCGUUGCGAUCGUCGGUCACAUAUCGAACAAAUGCCUCGCGGAAGAGGCUGGAAAAGCAGCCAUAGAUCAGGACAACAAAUCUCAAGAAUUGAACCACAAAUAUGAGUUGUUGAAGCAGGAGCUGCAUGACAGGAAAGAGACGGAGGCGCUGAUCUACAACAAAGCGCAUCUAGGAUCGAAGGAGGGCCUCCAGGAUCUCAAGCAAUACACUUGCUACAAACUCGCUCAGUACUUUGCCUGGUCACACGUUCUGAGGAUGAAGGCAAAAUUCUUCUCCUUUUGCGAAGAUGAAGAACUCAAGAAGGUCGGCACCCUUAUUCUUUGCGUCGAAGAAGGAUUCGACCGACGACGAGGUUAUGAUGCUUACAACCUUGGUGUGUGGCCUGGAUCUCGUAUCCUCGUUGCUGAACGUAUGCUCCUCGUCGUGGAAAAGGAUAAGGUUGCCACCGAAACGACGGUGAAGGGCUUUCAUACGUUCCUCAAAGAGUGGGAUACACUUUCCAAGGAGCCAAUGGGAUACUACUGCCAGUGGAUCGACGAUCUUGUUGUUGCUCGCAAGGCCCGAUUUCGACACUGGGAAGACGCCCUUCGAUGCACGCAGCACCACCUGGUCGAUCUGGUGAAGUACCUAGACCGUAACGAGAUGUAUCAACAUAUUAGAAAGAUCAAGAAGAAAGGAAUAUGGUGUAACUGCGAGAGCUGCACAGCGGAAGAGCAAAGAAAGGCGCUCGUGGACGGAAAAAGGCCGCCUAUGUAUCGAAGAAGGACGGUCACGGACCGAAAGAAGAUACUUGCGGAUCGAUCAGACUCGCGAUAUACCAACCGAGGUUUACGGCCAUGGUACAGAUAUGACAAGUGGGAUCCAGAUUAUGACGAUACGAUUGACCUGGAUAGAAUGCUGGAGAUGACCUGCACCGCAGGAUUCGACCAAAAGCUUUACCCUGGCGUCUGGAAUCGCACGAUGAAUUGGAAAGAAAUGCAUUGGUGGGAAGAAGACUAUGGUACAAAUUCCGAUGACGGCCACAGCGUUAAUGAAGACUUUGAAAAGCUGCAAAGUCAUGAGAAGUUGCACAAGGAAGGACAAGCGAAAAUAAAGGUUGUGUUUGCAAAAUAG
Molecule: messenger RNA, 1197 nt
Organism: Alternaria postmessia
Lineage: Eukaryota; Fungi; Ascomycota; Dothideomycetes; Pleosporales; Pleosporaceae
Exons: 2
Coding region: 1-1197 (398 amino acids)
Source: RefSeq, a predicted model, not a curated record